AACACUUCCGGGACCGGACAGACAAGUUGUUGAUGCUGCGAUUAAAAACUUUGUGUCUGAGGUUUGUUUCCAGUUUGGAGCAGGAAAAAAUGAACAAGGUGGUUUUGGUGACGGGAGCAAACAGUGGCAUUGGCCUGGCGCUGUGUGAGCGUCUCCUCUCUGAGGACACAGAGGGUCUCCAGCUGUGUCUGGCCUGCAGGAACAUGCGGCGUGCUCAGGCAGCUCGCUCCGCCCUCCUCACCUCUCACCCCACAGCCCAGGUGGCACUGCUGCAGAUGGACACCAGCAGCAUCUCCUCUGUCCUCUCUGCUGCUCAGGAGGUCAAACUCAGGUAUAACCGGCUGGACUACCUCUACCUGAACGCAGGCAUCAUGCCAAACCCACAGUUUGAUGUAAAAGCCUUUUUCAGAGGCCUCUUCUCCAGCCGCAUCAUCGCCAUGUUCGCCACUGGUGAGGGAAUUCUGACGCAGGAGGACUGUGUCACCCCUGACGGCAUGCAAGAAGUUUUUGCGACCAACCUCUUUGGUCACUUCCUGUUGAUCAGGGAGCUGGAACCAGUUCUGUGCAGAGCAGGCGUGACGUCCCAGCUGAUCUGGACCUCCUCCAGUAACGCUCAUCACUCAGCUUUUAACCUUGAAGACAUACAGCACCAGAGAGGCACCCAACCUUAUAGCUCCUCCAAAUACGCCUCUGACCUGCUCAGCCUGGCGCUCAACACACACUACAACAAACAGGGUCUGUACUCAUCCGUCAUUUGUCCUGGUUUUGUGAUGACCAAUCUGACCUACAGUAUCCUGCCCUCCUUCCCAGCCUUCCUCUGGACGCUGCUCAUGCCUGUCUUCUGGCUUAUAAGAAUCUUCACCAACACGUUCACCCUGACCCCUUAUAAUGGAGCUGAAGCCCUGUUCUGGCUGUUUAAGCAAAAGCCUGAAUCACUGGACCCUCAAGCCAAGUACCACAGCUUAACAUCUGGGCUGGGCAACAACUACACACAGCCACGCAAGAUGGAUAUUGACUUGGAUACAUCAGACGCUUUGUACGAGAAGCUGCUGCAACUUGAAACUGAAGUAAGAAAGAAACUGAAGGAAAAACAAAAAGAAUCCGCAGCAAGGUCACAGUAGUCCUGCAGGACCCGGAUCAUCUUGCGUAUGACACACUUCUGGGAUGGAGAGUAUUUUAUUCCUGUCUGGCCGGUCACCUGGGAGACAGACCUCACAAAAAUAACUGUGUCCUGACACAGCAACAUGCAAGCCUGAAUUCACAGCACUAAUUAACAAGUUGCAGCAUGAAUUAAAGUGUCUGUUA
Epinephelus fuscoguttatus (brown-marbled grouper) is the source of this 1305-nucleotide messenger RNA. It is a transcript of the gene hsd17b7, whose product is annotated as hydroxysteroid (17-beta) dehydrogenase 7. NCBI's taxonomy places the organism in Eukaryota, Metazoa, Chordata, Actinopteri, Perciformes, Serranidae. The coding region runs from base 33 to 1121 and encodes 362 amino acids. Gene Ontology annotation, molecular function: estradiol 17-beta-dehydrogenase [NAD(P)+] activity; 3-beta-hydroxysteroid 3-dehydrogenase (NADP+) activity; 5-alpha-androstane-3-beta,17-beta-diol dehydrogenase (NADP+) activity. The record is from RefSeq and is a predicted model, not a curated record. Gene Ontology annotation, biological process: cholesterol biosynthetic process. The transcript is spliced from 9 exons. Gene Ontology annotation, cellular component: endoplasmic reticulum membrane.